Messenger RNA from Mesorhabditis spiculigera, 1443 nucleotides. The record is from the annotation of a GenBank genome assembly. Lineage: Eukaryota; Metazoa; Nematoda; Chromadorea; Rhabditida; Rhabditidae.
AUGCUCAAAUUGCUCGACAUGUUGGAAUGGCACAGCGUGUACACGCCACUCUUUUUGUGCACAUGGAUUGUGGCGAUUAUUUUAUGCAAGAUGGUUUUCCAUCACAACCACAAGCUGGCCAGCAUGUUUCCCGAGUCGGCAUUGUUAAUCGCCCUCGGGCUAGUUGUCGGGUUUAUUGUCGAUCAACUUUGGUUGUUAGAUGUCUAUAUGCAUCCAGACCUUUUCUUCCUCUAUCUCCUACCUCCAAUCGCCCUUGAUGCCGGCAACGCCUUAGGUUUCACCCUCUGGUUUUUUGGCGACUCGUACGAAACGCAUCUCGGCGUUUUGGAAAUUAUGCUAUUCGCUACCCUGAUCUCUGCUGUCGACCCGGUAGCUGUACUGUCGGUGUUCGAGGAGAUCCACGUCAACCAGCUGCUCUACAUUUGCGUCUUCGGCGAAUCGCUGCUGAACGAUGCUGUGACGAUUGUCCUCUACCACGCGUUCAAGUCAAUGGUCAAGAUCGGGGUGAAAGAGAUUGACUUUCACGACUUCUUCGACGCGUUUCAAUCUUUCUUGACCGUGUCGUGUGGUGGUAUCUUGGUUGGGCUUGUUUGUGUCUGCCUGACGGCUAUGAUGAGCAAAUACUCCUACGUGGUACCGGUUGUCCAGCCGUUAAUAUGCUUGGUUAUCCCAUUUUUAUCGUACCUGAUCGCGGAAAGUGCCCACCUCUCUGGCAUCCUUGCUAUCGUAACUUGCGGCUUGAUGAUGAAGCCCUAUAUCGCCGGAAAUUUGACCGAACAAUCCCUGACGACAGUACGAUACUUCCUAAAGACGGUCACUUCUAGCUCUGAGGCCAUCAUUUUCGUUUUCCUGGGAAUGUCCACCUUUUCCAAAAACCAUACCUGGGAUUAUGCCUUUACAGCCAUUACAGUGACUGCCUGUAUUUUGUGGCGCUUUGUUGGUGUCUACCUAUUCACAUACCUUGCAAAUAAGAAGCGAGUCCGGAAAAUCGGGUAUAUGGACCAAUUUAUUAUGGGUUAUGGCGGUUUACGAGGAGCGAUUUGCUACGGUCUUGUAAUGACGCUGGACCCAACCUUAAUCCCAGCGAAGGAUAUGCUUGUCUCGACUACCGUAAUCGUCAUUGUGGUUACUGUAUUUAUCCAGGGGACGACGAUCAAGCCGCUGGUGAAGCUGCUCGGUGUAAAGACCGAGAGUCCUACUUGCAAAAAUUUGACGCAACAUGUGUUUUCCCAGGGACGUGACGACAUGAUGUCGGGUAUCGAAGUAAUCGUCGGGACCCGAGGCUCGAAUUACUGGAGAGCCGCCCUGAUCAACUUCAACAACGCCUACAUCCAGCCGGUGCUCAUGAAAAGUCCGAGGACGCGAGGGGAGAAGCUGCUGGAGAAGUACGCCACGUUGACGGCUGAGGCGCAACGGAAGCGGUUAUUGGAUCAAUUCGGAGUC